CCGUACAGGUGUGCUGAGUGCCCCAAAGCCUUCAAGGGGGCGUCAGGGCUGCGCUAUCACCUGAGGGAUCACACAGGUGAGCGGCCGUACGCCUGCACCACCUGUGGGAAGGCCUUCAAGAGGUCAUCGCUGCUGCAGACUCACCUGAGGGUCCACACGGGUCUUCGCACAUUCGAGUGUCCCCACUGCAGCCUCACCUUCAAGUGGGCGUCACACUACCAGUACCACCUGCGGCAGCACACAGGGGAGAGGCCCUAUCGCUGCCCCACCUGCCCCAAGGCCUUCAAGAACUCCUCCAGCCUGCGGCGGCAUCGCCACACCCACACAGGUGAGCGCCCGCACACCUGUGCCACCUGUGGGAAGAGCUUCUCCCAGGCCACCAACCUGCGGCAGCACCUGAGGGUGCACACGGGUGAGCGACCCUACACCUGUGCCACCUGUGGGAAGACCUUCACCCACUCCUCCAACCUCCACCUGCACCAGCAAACACACUCGGCCGCUCGUCCUUUCCGCUGUCACCUGUGUCCCAAGGCCUUCGUCAUGGCCUCCUACCUGCAGCGGCACCUGCGCACCCACACAGGGCCUCAUGCACCUGUGGGCACACCUGAGUCCCUGAGUUACCUGUUGGUGCAGAGCCCACAGGGGUGGCAGCUCGUUCCCAAUGUCCCCAGGAAGGUUUGGCUGCUGCCAACCCCUCCCAGGGCACCUGGUGGUGGUGGCAACUUGGUGGCCACUGAGGCACAGGUGAGGAAGGGGUCAGACACCUGUCAGAGCGUCCUGGUGGUACCUGGUUGUGGGCAAGGAACAGGUGUCAUCGUGGUGAGGGGGGGGAGUGGCACCCCUGAGGGUGGCAGUCUGCAGCUGCAGGUGACAGGUAUGACAGGUGUGGCAGGUGUGGCAGGUGUGCAGCUCCAGGCAGUGCCACCAACCUCAGGUGUCACCAGUGUCCAGCUCCAAGCCACUGAGGUGACAGGUGUGGCAGGUGUGCAGCUCCAGGCAGUGCCACCACCCUCCAAGGUGACCAAUGUCCAGCUCCAAGCAGGUGAGGUGACAGGUAUGCAGCUCCGAGCACCUGAGAUGACAAAUGUCCAGGUCCAAGCACUGCCGCCAUCCUCCCAGGUGACAGGUGUGCAACUCCAGGUGUUGCCACUACCAGUUGAGGUGACAGGUGUGCAGCUCCAAGCCACCAAGGUGACAGGUGUGCAGCUCCAGGCAGUGCCACCACCCUCAGGUGUCACCAGUGUCCACCUCCAGCCCACAGAGGUGACAGGUGUGCAUCUCCAGGUGUUGCCAGCACCACCUGAGGUAACCGAUGUCCAGCUCCAACCACUGCCACCAGCCUCUGAGAUGAUAAAAAUCCAACUCCAGGUGUUGCCACCACCACCUGAGGUGACAGGUCUGCAGCUUCAGACCACACAUGUCCCCAGUGCCCACCUGGAGGCCACCAAGGUCCCCAGUGCUCACCUGGAGGCCAUUGCAGAAGUGCCCAACAUCCACCUGGAGACCUCAGAGGUGACAAAUGUCCACCUGGAGACCCUUGAGGAGGUCCCCAGUGCCCACACGGACCCCACAGAGGUGACAAAUGUCCACCUGGAGACCCUUGAGGAGGUGCCCAGUGCCCACAUGGACCCCAUUGAGGAGGUGCUCAGUGCCCACAUGGACCCCAUUGAGGAGGUGCUCAGUGCCCACUUGGAGACCUCUGAGGUGCCCAACGUCCACCUCAAGACCACCAAGGAGGUGCACAAUGCCCACCUGGAGACAUCAGAGGUGUCAAAUGUCCACCUGGACACAUCAGAGUUGGUGCCCAGUGCCCACCUGGAGACUUUGAAGGUGACGAAUAUCCACCUGGACAG
Acanthisitta chloris (rifleman) is the source of this 1853-nucleotide messenger RNA. RefSeq names its product zinc finger protein 628-like. Gene Ontology annotation, biological process: regulation of transcription by RNA polymerase II. Lineage: Eukaryota; Metazoa; Chordata; Aves; Passeriformes; Acanthisittidae. The record is from RefSeq and is a predicted model, not a curated record. The transcript has 2 exons. Gene Ontology annotation, molecular function: DNA-binding transcription factor activity; RNA polymerase II cis-regulatory region sequence-specific DNA binding. The annotation marks the transcript as partial.